GGCGGCGGCGUCACGCCGGCCUUCGUGUUCCUGCAGCUGUACCACAACAUGAGCACCUACCCCAUCACGCCGCCGGUGCCCGGCGAGGCGCCGACGAUCUCCAACCCGCUGAACGAGCGGCCGCUGCGCGUGUCGGGCGCGCAGCACGAGCGCACCAUCAAGAACCUCGACCUCGUGCCGCCCGUCGAGACCUACAAGGUCGGAGUUUUAUACGUCGGCCCCGGACAACAUGACAACGAAGUAUUAAUAUUGAAGAAUGAAUAUGGCAGCGUAAGAUACGCGGAGUUCCUGUCUGCGCUGGGCACGCUGGUGUCGCUGGCGGCGGGCGAGGAGCAGCCGCACCUGUUCCUCAACCUCGAGAAGGGCGGCAAGGACGGCCACUACACCUACGUCUGGCACGACGACAUCAUGCAGGUGCUGUUCCACGUGGCGACGGCGAUGCCGACCCUGGCCAAGGACCCCAACUGCAACGAGAAGCGCAAGUACAUCGGCAACGACUACGUGUCCAUCGUCUACAACGACUCCGGACAGGAGUUCAACAUCUCCACCAUCAAGGUAACUUACAGCCACAGUAGUCAUAAAUCACAUAAUGGCAUCACCGGUGUUGAUUUUUCUACUGGAUGA
This is a messenger RNA of Ostrinia furnacalis (Asian corn borer), 624 nucleotides long. Its product is annotated as tuberin-like. Gene Ontology annotation, molecular function: GTPase activator activity. Gene Ontology annotation, biological process: negative regulation of TOR signaling; regulation of small GTPase mediated signal transduction; negative regulation of Wnt signaling pathway. The record is from RefSeq and is a predicted model, not a curated record. Lineage: Eukaryota; Metazoa; Arthropoda; Insecta; Lepidoptera; Crambidae. Gene Ontology annotation, cellular component: TSC1-TSC2 complex; cytoplasm; nucleus. The transcript is spliced from 6 exons. The coding region runs from base 49 to 624 and encodes 191 amino acids.